Molecule: messenger RNA, 321 nt
Organism: Effrenium voratum
Lineage: Eukaryota; Dinophyceae; Suessiales; Symbiodiniaceae
Source: the annotation of a GenBank genome assembly
AUGAGGAGAGGCGGCGUCAGCCACCAGGGCAGGAGGGAGGCGAGGGCCUCCAAGCAGGUUCAGGCCCACAAGGAUGCAGUUCUUGACAGGAUGAACGCCGAACUUGCUGGCGCUCGGGAUAGAAUCAGCACGUUGGAGCGUCAGAACAAAGAGCUGUCGCAGGAGAAGCUGGAUUUGCACGCUAGUGUUGCUUCGUUUCGGGCCCUGAAUGAGAAACUCGGCGCAGAUCUGGCGGAGUUCAAGGCAGCCAGCCACAUUGGCAACCAGACCGUGGAGAGCCUUCGCGUCGAGAUCGCGCGGCUAACUGCAGAGCAGGCCUGA